CCACAUCAUCCAACCUUAUCUCGCUAUCAUUUGAAGUAACAAGUCUUUUACCAUGUUGACACAUUCCUGGGCUUCAUUAGACAGGCUGAGCGGAUUACCUUGUCUAAUGUAAAUAUCAAUGUCUCGACUACUGUGGGAAAUUUCAAAUGAAUUUAUUGUAACAUGACAAAGCUACUAUGAUAAAUAAAUAUAAUCAUAAAUACAACAUUAUUAGGUAAGAGUGUUGUUUCAUAAUAGAUAAGAACACUGUGCAGUAUGAUCAAAGUGCAAGUAAGAACUCCGGCAAGAUUAGAUAUGACAGAAUUAAGAAAAAGGGAAAAGGUAGCACGUAUUCAUAAAGUUAUAUAAUUGGCAGCGGGUGCAACAACUCACAUUAGCGCCUACGCUACACCUUUACGAACAUGUAGAUUACAGCGCCAUCUCCUGACAAAUACACGUAAACACAACACUUCCGAUUGGUCUGAAUUGCUGUUGUUAUGACUCAACACUCAUUCGUUAAUAGUUCUCCAACCAGUGACUUACUCAUGCGGGAACAAAAAGCUUCGCUAUCUUCUGUCCCAGACAACGGAAAAGUGCGAAUGAAGAGAAAGUUCUACUCCUGGGAGAAGUGUAUGAACCUAAGAGAAGUGAAGUCACUAAAGAAACUGAAUCAUGCCAGUAUGGUGAAACUAAAGUAUCGAGCUCCAGAGGUGCUUCUUAGGUCAUCUGUGUAUAGCUCUCCAAUAGACAUGUGGGCAGUUGGCUGCAUUAUGGCAGAGCUAUAUACAGUUGUGUUCAAAAUUAUUCAACCCCCAAUG
Molecule: messenger RNA, 797 nt
Organism: Silurus meridionalis
Lineage: Eukaryota; Metazoa; Chordata; Actinopteri; Siluriformes; Siluridae
Product: serine/threonine-protein kinase MAK-like
Exons: 6
Biological process (GO): cilium assembly; intraciliary transport; protein phosphorylation
Cellular component (GO): nucleus; cytoplasm; cilium
Molecular function (GO): ATP binding; protein serine/threonine kinase activity
Source: RefSeq, a predicted model, not a curated record